AUGGGGGAGAAGAACGUCGACAGCCCAGAUGCUCAAGGCCAGGGCCAUGAUACCCCGGCCGGUCUUCCCCGCGGCCAUGACUGGGCAUUGACUGAUCGAGUCAAAGCCCAGUAUGAACGGGACAUCGCAACGUAUGAACGAGAGAGGAAGUUGGGCGUCACCUGGUCCAAUCUGACAGUCAAGGUCGUCGCCGCGGAUGCUAGCAUUCACGACAACACAUUAUCCCAAAUGAAUUUACCCAGGGUCAUCAAAGAAGCCCGCCAGAAGCCUCCGCUCAAGUCAAUUCUGCAUGGAUCACAUGGCUGCGUCAAGCCGGGAGAGAUGCUGCUGGUCCUAGGACGACCCGGCUCCGGAUGUACCACACUGCUGAAAUUGCUGGCCAACAGAAGAGGGGGAUACACUUCGGUUGAGGGCGACGUGUUUUACGGUUCCAUGAACCAGACCGAAGCAAAAAUGUAUCGCGGCCAGAUCGUGAUGAACACCGAAGAAGAGCUGUUCUUCCCCACCUUGACCGUCGGACAGACCAUCGACUUCGCAACACGGUUAAAGGUUCCCUUCAAACUACCUAACGGGGUUACUUCACGAGAAGAAUAUCGCCAAAAAGCCAAGGAGUUUUUGCUGGAGUCGAUGGGAAUCUCGCACACCGAAGACACCAAAGUCGGCAACGAAUACGUCCGAGGUGUGUCCGGAGGCGAAAGAAAGCGUGUGUCGAUCAUCGAAUGUCUGGCAACUCGGGCAUCGGUCUUUUGCUGGGAUAACAGUACCCGUGGGCUCGACGCCAGUACCGCCCUUGAGUACACCAAAGCAUUACGUGUCAUGUCGGACGUGCUCGGCAUUACCACGAUUGUGACCCUCUACCAAGCAGGAAAUGCCAUUUACGAUCUCUUCGACAAAGUCUUGGUCCUGGAUACGGGAAAGCAGAUCUACUAUGGACCGAUCAAGGAGGCGAAACACUUCAUGGAGGACCUCGGGUUCGUGUGUGCCGAAGGAGCCAACGUGGCCGAUUUUCUCACCGGUGUCACCGUGCCCACCGAACGACAGAUUCGCCCUGGAUACGAGAACCGAUUCCCCCGAACCGCAGACGAGCUCAAGGAUCACUACGAGAAGUCUCCCGUGUUCGGGAAAAUGACUGCAGAAUACGAAUACCCCAGCACUCCAGAAGCUGAGGCAAACACCAAAGCUUUCCAGGAGGCCGUGGUCAUGGAGAAGGACAAGCAGCUCAAACACUCCAGUCCUCUGACGACGGGCUUUCUCACUCAAGUCAAGGCGUGUGUCAUUCGUCAAUACCAGAUCAUCUGGGGUGACAAGGCGACAUUCUUCAUCAAGCAGGCGUCGACCAUCAUUCAAGCCCUCAUUGCCGGUUCUCUCUUCUAUGACGCUCCUGACAAUUCGGGAGGUCUCUUCAUCAAGGGUGGUGCCCUGUUUUUUGGCCUCCUGUUCAACACUCUGUUGAGUAUGUCUGAAGUCACGGAUUCCUUCCUGGGUCGUCCAGUUUUGGCCAAACACAAGUCGUUCGCUUUCUUCCACCCCGGUGCCUUUUGCAUUGCACAGAUCACCGCGGAUAUUCCUCAGCUUUUGGUUCAGAUCACUUGUUUCUCGGUCAUUCUAUAUUGGAUGGCCGGUCUAGGCGCCACUGCAUCCCAGUUCUUCACGUUCUGGAUAGUGGUGUUUUCGGCUACAAUGUGCAUGACCGCGUGUUUCCGAGCGAUUGGAGCGGCCUUUUCAACCUUUGACGCCGCCUCCAAAAUCUCUGGGCUUAUGAUCAUGGUGGUGGUCAUGUACGUCGGGUACAUGAUCACGAAGCCUCACAUGCAUCCGUGGUUUGUCUGGAUCUAUUGGAUCGAUCCACUGGCCUACGCGUUUGAGUCCAUCAUGGGUAACGAAUUCCACAACACCAUCAUUCCCUGUGUCGGCACCAAUCUCGUUCCCAACGGGGCCGGAUACACCGAUGCUCAAUACCAAUCUUGUGCCGGUGUCGGUGGUGCCGUCUAUGGCCAGACUUAUGUCACGGGAGAUGACUACCUGCACUCACUUUCCUACCACCAUUCUCACGUUUGGCGGAAUUUUGGCAUCGUCUGGGCGUGGUGGGCGCUGUUCGUUUUUAUUACUGUCAUCUUCACCACCCGUUGGAAGUCGGAUUCGGAAAAGGGCAGCAAACUUCUGAUUCCACGAGAGAAUGUCCAUUUGGCUCGUCACAUCCUGGGAGACGUGGAAACUCAGGCUCCAGAGAAACAGGUCAUCAGUUCCGACUCUUCACUCAGAGAACAAAAUGCCGCGGCGGAGAAAAGCGACGAGGCCUUACUCCAAAACACGUCGGUCUUCACAUGGAAGAAUCUGUCAUACACGGUCAAGACUCCUCACGGUGAUCGCAAGCUUCUCGACAACGUCCAGGGCUGGGUCAAGCCCGGCAUGCUGGGCGCAUUGAUGGGUUCUUCUGGAGCCGGUAAGACCACCUUGUUGGACGUGCUAGCUCAGCGCAAGACCGAAGGUACCAUCGAAGGCUCGAUCUUGGUUGAUGGUCGACCUCUACCGGUCUCAUUCCAACGAUCGGCCGGAUACUGCGAACAGCUCGACGUCCACGAACCCUACGCCACGGUACGUGAAUCAUUGGAAUUUUCAGCCCUCCUUCGCCAGUCGCGGCAUACCCCGAGAGAAGAGAAACUCAAGUACGUCGACACCAUCAUCGAACUCUUGGAGUUGGGGGACCUUGAAAACACCCUGAUUGGCUUCCCCGGAGCCGGUCUCUCCAUCGAGCAGAGGAAGCGAGUCACCAUUGGUGUGGAACUUGUGGCUAAACCCAGUAUCCUCAUCUUCUUGGACGAGCCGACGUCUGGUCUGGACGGACAAUCGGCGUUCAACACGGUACGAUUCCUGCGCAAGCUGGCCGACGUAGGUCAAGCCGUGUUGGUGACGAUCCAUCAACCAUCCGCACAGCUCUUUGCACAAUUCGACACUCUACUUCUUCUGGCCAAGGGCGGAAAAACGGUUUAUUUCGGCGACAUCGGAGACAACGCGGCCACCAUCAAAGAAUACUUCGGUCGAUAUGGCGCUCCUUGUCCGCCCCAAGCCAAUCCGGCCGAACACAUGAUCGACGUCGUGUCGGGCCAUCUGUCCCAAGGCCGAGACUGGGCCCAAGUAUGGCUCGAAUCGGCCGAAUACGGCAAAGUGACGCACGAGCUGGAAGAGAUCAUCCACGAGGCUGUAGAGUCUGCUCCCGCGACGCACGACGACGGACACGAAUUCGCCAUGCCGCUAUGGGCGCAGAUCAAGAUCGUCACGCACCGGCUGAACCUCUCCCUGUACCGCAAUGUCGAUUACACCAACAACAAGUUCGCGCUGCACGUUUCGUCGGCGCUCUUCAACGGCUUCUCGUUCUGGAUGAUCGGCUCCGGCGUAGGUGAUUUGCAGCUCAAACUCUUCACCAUUUUCAACUUCAUCUUCGUCGCACCGGGAGUCAUCAACCAGCUGCAACCCCUGUUCAUCGAGCGACGGGAUAUCUUUGAGACGCGGGAGAAAAAGGCCAAAAUGUACGACUGGAAGGCCUUCGUCACCGCCCUGAUCAUCUCCGAGAUCCCCUACCUGUGUGUCUGCGCCCUGCUGUAUUUCGUCUGCUGGUACUACACGGUCGGAUUCUCGGGUGACAGCAACGCCGGCGGCGGGACCUUUUUCGUCAUGCUCUUCUACGAAUUCCUGUACACCGGCAUCGGGCAGUUCAUCGCCGCAUACGCGCCCAACGCGCUGUUCGCGUCGCUGGUCAACCCCCUGGUCAUCGGCACGCUGGUGUCCUUCUGUGGCACGCUCGUGCCGUACGGCCAGAUCCAGGCGUUCUGGCGGUACUGGAUUUACUGGAUGAAUCCCUUUAAUUACCUCAUGGGAUCCCUGCUGGUCUUUGACGUCUGGGACUCCAAAGUCAAGUGCAAAAAGCAUGAGUUCGCCAUCUUCAACACCCCGUCCAACGUGACCUGUCGCGAAUACUUGGCCGAUUAUCUCCAGGGUCCUCAGGGCGCGCUUGCGAACCUCACCAAUCCGGAUGCCACGAGCGAUUGCCAGGUCUGCGAAUACAAGACCGGGGCCGAUUAUUUGUAUACGUUGAAUCUCAAGCAUCAGUACGAUGGCUGGAGAGACGCGGCCAUUGUCGUCAUCUUCGUCUUCAGCUCGUAUGCGCUCGUCUAUCUGUUGAUGAAGCUGCGGACGAAGCAGAGCAAGAAGGCUGAAGGAUAA
This is a messenger RNA of Capronia coronata CBS 617.96, 4221 nucleotides long. RefSeq lists its product as uncharacterized. The transcript has 2 exons. Gene Ontology annotation, cellular component: membrane. The record is from RefSeq and is a predicted model, not a curated record. NCBI's taxonomy places the organism in Eukaryota, Fungi, Ascomycota, Eurotiomycetes, Chaetothyriales, Herpotrichiellaceae. Gene Ontology annotation, biological process: transmembrane transport. Bases 1 to 4221 code for a protein of 1406 amino acids. Gene Ontology annotation, molecular function: ATP binding; ATP hydrolysis activity; ABC-type transporter activity.